Molecule: messenger RNA, 813 nt
Organism: Ogataea angusta
Lineage: Eukaryota; Fungi; Ascomycota; Pichiomycetes; Pichiales; Pichiaceae
Exons: 2
Coding region: 1-813 (270 amino acids)
Source: RefSeq, a predicted model, not a curated record
AUGUGUAGGCGGGCGGUGAUCCAGACGGCACAGGCUAUUGCUGCCAGUGACCCUCGCCGAGGAGCUGAAGAACCCGUAGAUCGUGGCAAACGUGUACAGCGAGGCCAGGCUUUUCGACGUGGUUGCGUAGCCGAGCCACAGGGCGAGGUCCGAGAGCGCGAUUCCCGCAGACAUGACGAUCAUCACGUUGAACGGCCCGAUCUUGUCGGCGAUGACGCCCGGGAUGAAGCGGCCGGCAAAGCCUAUAGCGUUGACGAUGGUCAGCAUCAUGUUUCCCUGUGUUUCCGUGUAGCCAAUGUACACUAUAAAGGAGGCAUAGUAAGUCAGGGAGCACACGAGCGACACUUCGGUGAACGCUCCGCCAAGCGUGCAAAACAGGUACUUUGGGUCUUUGAGGGCCUUGAAGUCGAUCGACCGCUUGCUCAUGAAGUAGACGUUCUUGAUCACGAGCUUGAUUUUCUUUCCAAGAGGCAGCUGCGAGUCUGUGAACGGCGACUCGGGCCGCAGUCUUUCUUUGCUCAGGGUGAAGGAGACGACAAGCAGGCCGGAGCAGAUAAAGGCAAGGAUUCGCAUGGUCCACUUGAAGCCGACCGUCGUGUACAGCUUGUUGAGAAUCAGCGGGAACACCACGCCGCCCACGGACCCGCCGAGGGUGGCAAUUGCAAACGCACGGGCCCGCUUUUUCAUGAAAUAGUGCGACACCACCCCUCCGAGCGGCGACAUCAGGAAGCCGAGCGCUGUGCCGGCAAUGACACCAAACACAAGCACAAAAGCAGCCACCGACUCGCACUCGCCCGUGAGAAAAAGCCCUAA